AAGUGUAAACUAAUAUAAAUGUUGAUCGUCAUGUCCAACAAGACAACUGGUUCCUUGUACUUCUGGUCAGCUCAUUUGGCUGGGCCUAUUUGGGGGCCGUUUGCAUCUUGGUGUUGUGCCUGGCUGGAAAUGAUUGGUCUAAUUGCAGGCAUUGGAACACAGGCUUAUGGUGGAUCAAAAGUUCUACAAAGUAUUAUCUUACUGAGCACUGGAACAAAUAAAGGUGGAGGUUAUUUGGCUCCAUGUGGAGUAUUUCUUUCUAUGUACGUGGGUUUCACUAUUAUAUGGGCCAUUUUAAAUACAUUUGCUUUGGAUGUGAUUGCUUGCAUCGAUACCGUCUCAAUUUGGUGGCAGAUCAUAGGAGGAGCGGUUAUUGUUGUGAUGCUUCCACUAGUUGCACCAACUACUCAAUCUGCGUCAUAUGUAUUUUUGCACUUGGAGACUUCUCCUGAUUUAACAGGGAUACGGAACAAGGCAUAUGCUAUAGUUCUUUCGUUCCUUGUUAGUCAGUAUUCACUCUAUGGCUAUGAUGCUGCAGCACAUUUAACUGAAGAAACAAAAGGUGCAGACAUCAAUGGUCCAAUUGCAAUCCUCUCAAGUUUAGGAAUUGUAUCAGUUUUUGGAUGGGCUUUUAUCUUAGCUCUUACUUUUAGCAUUCAGGACCCUAGGUACUUAUACGAUGCAAACAAUGAAACAGCUGGAAGCUUUGUGCCAGCACAGAUUCUAUAUGAUGCAUUUCAUGGGCGAUAUCAUAAUUCCAGUGGUGCAAUAGUUAUGCUCAUUGUUAUAUGGGGCUCUUUCUUCUUUGGAGGCGUUUCAGUCACAACAAGCGCUGCACGAGUUGUUUAUGCUUUAUCUCGAGAUGGAGGCAUUCCAUUCUCUAGAAUUUGGCAUAAGUUGCACCCAACGUACAAGAUUCCUGCAAAUGCAGUAUGGCUAUGUGCAGGUUUAUGUAUACUCUUGGGCCUUCCUAUCUUGAAAGUAAAUGUGGUAUUCACGGCUAUCGCAUCAAUCUGUACCGUAGGAUGGGUUGGUGGAUACGCUGUUCCCAUAUUUGCUAGAAUGAUUAUGCCAAGGAAGAACUUUAAACCGGGACCUUUCUUCUUGGGACGUGCUAGCCGGCCCAUUUGUAUGAUAGCAUUCUUAUGGAUAUGUUACACUUGUUCAGUAUUCCUACUGCCAACAGUUUACCCAAUUGAAUGGGAUACAUUCAACUAUUCACCCAUUGCACUGGGUGUAGUAUUGGGACUGAUAAUGUUUUGGUGGUUGGUGCAUGCAAGAAAGUGGUUCAAGGGUCCGGUGAGCAAUAUUGGAACUUAACAUGAUAAAGUUUAAGAGUCUAUAACAUUCGUUAUUUAAUUCUUUAUGUGCUAAAUAUCUGAAGCAAUUGAUGGUUUCGUUGCAUAGCA
Messenger RNA from Cryptomeria japonica (Japanese cedar), 1409 nucleotides. RefSeq names its product amino-acid permease BAT1 homolog. Gene Ontology annotation, biological process: transmembrane transport. Gene Ontology annotation, molecular function: transmembrane transporter activity. Bases 19 to 1320 code for a protein of 433 amino acids. The transcript is spliced from 5 exons. Gene Ontology annotation, cellular component: membrane. NCBI's taxonomy places the organism in Eukaryota, Viridiplantae, Streptophyta, Pinopsida, Cupressales, Cupressaceae. The record is from RefSeq and is a predicted model, not a curated record.